UGUUCUCUCUCCCUCUCAUUUUACGGUUCUCCGGGUCAUAUCGACCUUCCUUUCAAUCUCUUCUGUUCCGCUUUCUUAGGACGCCAAACUCGGUCUUUUAGGUUCGAAUCCCCGCCUCGGCUGGAUUUUUGCUCGACGAUGUCGAACGCGCUUGACAUGUCGCUAGACGAUCUGAUCAAGAACAACAAGAAAUCUGGCAGCGGAAACAUUAAAGGGAAGGGGAGAGGAUCGAGCGGUCUCGGUCCAACACGCCGGCAGACGAAACGCUCCGGCAACCGGCCGGCCCCUUAUUCCGUCGGCAAGGCCCCAGAAUCGGCAUGGCAGCACGAUAUGUACUCCAAUCGGGUGCCAGCAUAUCCACCUCCCGUGGCUAGGGUUUCUUCAAUUGAGACCGGGAGCAAGAUCUAUAUCUCCAACCUUGAUUAUGGCGUCUCAAACGAGGACAUCAAGGAACUUUUUUCUGAAUUUGGUGAUCUAAAACGUUACACUAUCCACUAUGAUAGGAGCGGCAGAUCAAAGGGGACAGCUGAAGUUGUCUUUGCUAGAAAGGCUGAUGCUCUUGCUGCAGUUAAGAGAUACAAUGAUGUGCAGCUUGAUGGAAAGCCUAUGAAAAUAGAGAUUGUGGGAACAAAUACGGAGAAACCUGCUGUUAUCAAUCGGAUAUCUGGAGUUGGAUUUGGAAAUUCUAACAGAGUUCCAAGAAGUGUGCCAGAAAGGGCAGUUUCAGCGAGAAGAGGUGGUGGGCAAAGGAGAGGAGGCCGUAGAAGAGGUAAAGGUCGCGAGCAAGUCUCUGCUUCAGAUCUUGACGCUGACCUAGAGAAGUACCACGCACAGGCAAUGCAAGAGUAGCUGAAGCUUUUCUCACUCUUCAUAUUAUAUUUGCUUGUUUGCUUGAUGCUUGCUCAUGUUUUUUUUUAUCUGACGGAGGAAUGAAGCUGUAAACACCAGCCCUACUUUUUUGAAUCUAUUGUGCUCAGUAUUUUCCAUUUUAUCCUUAUUUCUUCUGUUGUAAAACAAGAUUUCUGAGAUUUGUGUUUGAGUUAAUGUAUCCGACUCAUUGAGUUGCUACGCUCAACGCCGUUUUGUGUUAGUUUUUUACUUUUAAUUCUUCUGUAAUUACAUC
Dendrobium catenatum is the source of this 1123-nucleotide messenger RNA. RefSeq names its product THO complex subunit 4A. The transcript is spliced from 5 exons. Lineage: Eukaryota; Viridiplantae; Streptophyta; Magnoliopsida; Asparagales; Orchidaceae. The record is from RefSeq and is a predicted model, not a curated record. Gene Ontology annotation, molecular function: mRNA binding. Gene Ontology annotation, cellular component: nucleus. Bases 139 to 849 code for a protein of 236 amino acids. Gene Ontology annotation, biological process: mRNA export from nucleus.